AGAUUUUACCUCAAUCAUCCAAAGGAAAAACAAUAAUACUAAAAAAUCUACCCAACAAAGAGAUAAAUGGAUACAAUAUUUUAUUGUGCCUUCACAUUUGUAUUAUUCUUGCUAGCAGAUCUUGGAGAGAGUGCUGAGUUCAAAGUUACUGCAGAAGGCGAUUCUGAUAUUAGUCCGGAAUUGUUGAAAGCUUGGGAUGAAGCAUGUGCGGCUACGACUCCCAGCAUCAUUGUGAUCCCAAAAGGCACUUUCCAAAUGAAACAAGCUCUACUUAAGGGUCCAUGCAAAGCCCCAAUUGAGCUUAAAAUCAAGGCUACUUUGAAGGCCCCUCCUAAUCCAAAUGAUAUGGAAUGCAAAAAGGAAUGGCUAACCAUUAAUUAUGUAGAUGAUUUCACACUCUCUGGUGAUGGUACUCUUGAUGGCCAAGGAGAUGUACAAAUUUAUGGCCAAAAAAAAGACACAGGUUUUAAAAGUGAUAAGUUGCCUAAUAAUUUGAGCCUCAAUUUCUUAAAAAAUUCGAUCAUCCGAGACAUAACUUCUCUAAACAGUAAAUUGUUCCACGUCAAUGUUUUUGGUGGCAAGAACUUAACGUUUCAGAAAAUCACUAUUAAAGCGCCAGCGGAUAGUCACAAUACAGAUGGAAUUCAUAUUGCAAAAAUAUGUGAUGUUACGAUUAAAGAUUCUGUUAUAGGAACGGGAGACGAUUGCAUAUCAAUUGGUGAUGGGUUAGAAAACCUGAACAUCGAUGGUGUGACAUGUGGGCCAGGACACGGCAUCAGUGUGGGAAGCCUUGGCAAGACCCCUGGUGAAGAGCCUGUGAAGGGUGUCACCGUAAAAGACUCCAAAUUUAUUGGUACAGAUAACGGCCUCAGAAUUAAAACAUGGCCUAAUUCUCAUCCUGGAGUCGUAACCGAUAUACAUUAUCAUAAAAUAGAAAUGGAAGACGUCAAAAAUCCAAUUGUGAUUGAUCAAGAAUACUGCCCGAAUAACCAAUGCUCAAAAGAGAAACCAUCACUAGUAAAGAUCAGCAAUGUAAGUUAUACGAACAUAAAGGGUACUUCUGCAACCGAGGAAGCAGUGAUCAUUGCAUGCAGUAGUGGGGUGCCAUGUGAAGAUGUUAAAUUUGGUGAUAUUAAUUUGACCUUCAAAGGAGGAGCUGCAAAAACUGUUUGUUCAAAUGCGAAACCUAAGUUAACCGGAAAGCAGACCCCCCCAGUGACUUGCAAAUGAUGAGAGUUUUUGACCCUUUUUUUUUUUUUUUCAUGAAAAUGUAAUCAUAGACGGUUGGAUAGAAAUAAACAAGUAUGUGUAGCUUGUGGCAUAGGCCAUCCAAUAUGCUGCCCAUGCUUGGUUUUGAGCUGGAUAUGAUGUUGAAGUUUUUUUUUUAAUUACUCGUAAUAUUUUUAUGAAAAAUACUUUCUAUCC
Ipomoea nil (Japanese morning glory) is the source of this 1425-nucleotide messenger RNA. RefSeq names its product polygalacturonase-like. NCBI's taxonomy places the organism in Eukaryota, Viridiplantae, Streptophyta, Magnoliopsida, Solanales, Convolvulaceae. Bases 67 to 1230 code for a protein of 387 amino acids. Gene Ontology annotation, biological process: carbohydrate metabolic process. The transcript has 4 exons. The record is from RefSeq and is a predicted model, not a curated record. Gene Ontology annotation, molecular function: polygalacturonase activity.